This is a messenger RNA of Neoarthrinium moseri, 2334 nucleotides long. RefSeq lists its product as uncharacterized. Gene Ontology annotation, cellular component: plasma membrane. The transcript has 9 exons. The record is from RefSeq and is a predicted model, not a curated record. The coding region runs from base 1 to 2334 and encodes 777 amino acids. Gene Ontology annotation, biological process: protein processing. Lineage: Eukaryota; Fungi; Ascomycota; Sordariomycetes; Amphisphaeriales; Apiosporaceae. Gene Ontology annotation, molecular function: metalloendopeptidase activity.
AUGGCAGACGGCACUCAGAAUCGAGGCGAUGAGCGGACGCCGCUCUUAGGCUCUGGCGCCGGCGGUAGAGAUCCUGGGACGGAAGACAACACAGGAGGAGAGGCCGAAGACUUUGCCGACCUUAACCGGCAGGUUAAAAGCUGGAAGCGACGCCGAUGGAUCUCAUUCGUCGCUAGCCUUUUCCUAAUCUACUUUCACGCUCGAAAGGCAAACUACACAUGGGUCACCGACUCCUCCUUUUGGAUCAGUGGCUCAUCCUCACCAGAUGAUCUCUCACCUGAUUACCAGAGCAUCGAUCCAUGCACGAACUUCGAUCAACUUGUCUGCCAAGGCUGGCAAGCCCGUCACGAUAUUCCAGAAGACCGGAGCUCUUCUUCGACCUUGUCUUUGAUGGCUGAGGAAGGUCAAACCACUAUUAGGCACAUCCUGGAGGGCUCUUAUCCUGGCCAAUCCAAGCACUCCUCAUUUUCACCUAUGAGACUCGCCUCUGUAGUUGCCUCCACCGACGAAGAGAACUUCAAUGUCAUGAAGGUUGCUUAUAAUGCCUGCAUAAACGAGACUGCAAUCAAGCAGGUCGGGGUUCAACCACUGGUUGAUCUAAUUCGAGAGGUUGCGGAAGUUUUCCCGGUCGUUGACGGCUCUGACACUGCCAAUGAGGUUCUUGGGAAGGAUGACUAUGCCAGACUUAGUGAUACCAUCCUUCUCCUGGAGAAAUGGGGUGUGAGCACGUUCGAGGAACUGGGAACUGGUGCAGAUGACAAAGACCCGGAACUCGUCAUUAUCCAAGCCUCCCCUGGAGGAAUUUCUCUUCCGUCGCCAGAGUAUUAUGAUGACAAGGACACCAUUCACAAAUACGAGGAGACUCUAAGCGCUGUAUUCGGUAAACUGCUACCCAAUAAGAAGGCUCAGGCCCAGGCGGAUAAAUUGGCAAAAUCAGUUGUCGAGCUUGAGAAGAAGAUAGCAGCAGUAACUCCGCCCCCGGAGGAUCAGCAAGACGUUACUAAAUACUACAACAUCGCGAAGGUAUCUGAUGCUGGUAAAAUUGGGCCAGCCUUGCGAUAUGACCUGGUUCUUAAGAGUCUUGUGCCGUCCAGCUAUACUACAGAUACAAUGCUGCUUGCCUUCCCCGAAUUCCUGGCAAACGUCUCACAGAUAUUGACUGAGACUAGCAAAUCAACAAUCCAAGCUUACCUGAUUUGGAAUGUCAUUACAGCUCAUCACAAUCACGUCGAAAGCUCGGAAGUCGAACCUGUGUCCCGCUUCUUCAACGUUCUAGCAGGGAAAGAGCCUGAUACCAAGUCCGAGCGCUGGAAGACUUGUAGUGGUGUCGUUGGCAACCAAGUCGGCUGGAUCCUGAGUCGAUUUUUCAUCGAAAAGGCUUUUUCAGAGGACGCCAAGAAAUUUGGAGACCAAAUCAUUAUGGAAAUCAAGCAGCAGUUCAUCUCGACGCUCAAUGGUCUCAGCUGGAUGGACGACAGCGUCAAGACAUCUGCGAUACGAAAGGUCAACUUGAUUGAUCAAAAGAUUGGUUAUCCGACCGAGUCUCCUGAUAUUAUGAGCCCAGAAGCUUUGCGGGACUACUACCAAGGCCUGGUGAUAUCCGAGUCCUUUUUCAACAACUCGAUUUCCAGCAACCUCCUGAGCGUUAAUAAAACGUGGUCGGCACUGGGAAAACCGGUUGAUCAUGGAAAAUGGGAAAUGCUAUCGACCACGGUCAAUGCCUACUACUCGCCUGUCGGCGCCGAGAUCGUCUUCCCUGCCGCCAUCAUGCAAUUCCCAGUCUUCCAAGUUGACCUCCCAUCGUACAUCAGUUACGGAGCCUUUGCUGCUGUCGCAGGGCACGAAUUGUCGCAUGGUUUCGACUCGUCUGGUCGCUAUUAUGACGAGCACGGCAAAUACACAGACUGGUGGACCAACCACACAGUCGAGGAGUUCACGAAACGAGCCGAUUGUUUCGUCGACCAGUAUUCAAACUUCACAGUCGACGUGCCUAAUGGAAAACCGCUACAUGUGAAUGGACGACUUACCCUGGGUGAGAAUAUUGCCGACGCGGGAGGCUUAGCAGCCGCUUUCAGGGCUUGGAAACAACGCCAGCAAUCAAGCCCUGACGAGGAUCUGCCCGGUCUAGACCACUUCAGUCACGAACAGCUUUUCUUUAUUUUCUAUGCCAACUGCUGGUGCGGAAAGAUUCGGCCCCAACAAGCCGUACAGUACAUAUACACCGACCCUCAUUCACCAACCUUCGCCCGUAUCUUGGGCACAACAGCGAACUCCAGGGCCUUCCGGGAGGCAUUCUCCUGUCCCGUCAAAGAGCCAACGUGCGAAUUGUGGUAA